AUGCCUAGAAGUUAAUAUGACUAAUGUAUUUUAAUUAUCAAAUACUAAUAACUGGAGCUUAUUAAAAUGUUAGACUAUCAAUAUUUUACACUUGUUGUGAUAUAUGAAGAAAAUAUUCUUUCUUAGGAAUAAAAGAUUAUUAAUUUUAUACAAAUUAUAAACUUCUAUAUCACUAUUUGUUGGAGAAGCAUCAAAUAUAAAUCUUAUACCUUUUCAAGGAAUGAUUUCAAACUUAAAAUUUAGAUAUUGCUUUCAAUCCAAUUUUUUAUUUAGAUUUUAAUUUAAUUUAUGUAUAUUAUAAUAAUUAAUUGAAAUAGACUGCAAUCCAUUAUGUAAGAGUUUCAUGUUAUGAUAAAUAAAAUCUAUAUUAUUAAUCUGAACUAAAAUUAUGUUUAUGUAAAAAAGAUUAUAAAGAAAGUUAAAAUUUAAUUUGUUCCAGGAAUUAUGAUUGAUAAAAUAAGAAAACCAUUUGAGUUCUAUGUCAAUAGAGUAAUCUCUAUACAAAGAAUUUAAUAUAAAAGAAAUUACUAAUAUAAAUAAAUGUAACUUUGUAUAUUUUUAGGUUUGGAGAGAUGA
Molecule: messenger RNA, 576 nt
Organism: Paramecium sonneborni
Lineage: Eukaryota; Ciliophora; Oligohymenophorea; Peniculida; Parameciidae
Source: the annotation of a GenBank genome assembly